AUGGGGAAGCUGAAUGUGGUGGUAUUGCGAUACCUAUCUCGAGAAGACUUCCGGGUGCUUACGGCGGUUGAGAUGGGAAUGAAGAACCAUGAAAUUGUUCCAGUGAGUCUCAUCUCUUCUAUUGCCAGCCUUAAACACGGUGGCUGCAACAAGAUCCUCCGAGAACUGGUCAAGCACAAACUUGUUGUCUACGAACGCUGCAAAACCGUGCAGGGCUACAGGUUGAACUUUGGAGGAUAUGACUACCUAGCUCUUAAGACCUUGUCUUCCAGAGAUGUUAUAGCCUCAGUUGGAAACCAAAUGGGUGUCGGAAAAGAGUCAGAUAUUUAUAUUGUGGCAAAUUCAGAGGGGGAACAGUACGCUCUGAAGUUGCACAGAUUGGGUCGCACUUCUUUCCGUAACCUGAAAAAUAAGAGAGAUUACCACAAACACAGAAAGAACAUGUCUUGGCUCUACCUUUCUCGCCUCUCUGCAAUGAAGGAGUUUGCCUACAUGAAGGCACUCUAUGACCGAGGCUUCCCAGUUCCCAAGCCGGUGGACUACAACAGACACGCAGUAGUAAUGGAGCUCAUAAAUGGACAUCCACUAUGUCAGGUGCACGAGUUGCGAGAUCCACCCGCCCUGUACAGCGAGUUCAUGGAGCUCAUCGUCAAACUGGCCAAUUACGGCCUGAUUCAUGGAGACUUUAACGAGUUCAACUUGAUGCUUGAUGACCAGGACCACAUAACAAUGAUUGACUUCCCUCAGAUGGUAUCCACUUCGCAUCCUAACGCUGAAUGGUAUUUUGAUCGAGAUGUAAAAUGCAUAAGAGAUUUCUUUGCAAAGCGAUAUGGUUACGAGAGUGAGCUCUUCCCAACCUUCAAAGAUAUCAGACGCUCACAUUCUCUUGAUGUUGAGGUGUCAGCAAGUGGUUUCACCAAAGAGCUGGAGGAGGAUGCAGCAGUGUUCCAUCCAGCUGGACCUGAAGAAGAUGACGACGAAGAGGACAGUGACAAAGAGGAAACCGUCGAAGACAUCGAAACAGAAGAGCAAAGUGUGGAUGUGGCAGACUACAAUAAUGCAAUUCUGGAACUGGAGGGCCUGAAGGUCAGCAAGACAAAUGGUGCUAAAGAGGAGGUGGCUGAAAAGAGAAAAGAGGAUGAGACACAUUCUGAUGCGAAAAUCAUUGACGAGACAGUGAAUGACCUGGAGGAAGAGUUGGAGGAUGCGUUCCCUGAACUCUCAGACCUUUCUGCAUUGAACAAAGAGUUCAAACCUUUCAGAGACCCAGACAGCCUUCUCCAGAUGGCAGAGCACAGGAGGACGAGGGCAGACAGUGAGGCAACAGUGGGCAGCACAGGAAGCUGCUCAACCAUCCCACCAGAGUUGGUCCGUCAAAAGGUGCGGAGACAGCUCACCAAACAACAGAAGUCGGCACAGAGGAGACGUCUGCAGAAGGGAGAAGCCAGCUUGGUGACCAAAUCCAGACGGGAAAAUCAAAACAACAUUAAGUCUAGUUUGGAGAGUGCCACCUUCUGGGGAUGA
This is a messenger RNA of Nerophis lumbriciformis (worm pipefish), 1524 nucleotides long. NCBI's taxonomy places the organism in Eukaryota, Metazoa, Chordata, Actinopteri, Syngnathiformes, Syngnathidae. The record is from RefSeq and is a predicted model, not a curated record.